GGACUGCAGAUGGGGUCCUAGAGGCCAAGAUGGGGCAGAUGGUGGGAGGCAGAUGUUCGUGCUCCAGAUGGUGGGAGAAAGGCGGGGGGAAACCACCGCAGUGGGCUGACAAGUCACAUCUAGAGAGAGACUGCUGCUCAUACUGAUUCCCAUCCAGAGAGACUCACAGGCAGACUCACCCGAAGGCAGGGACAGGGAAAAGUCAGCCCCACAGGCUUGCUGCACCCCAGUCAGGCUAACAGAGCCCCGGCUCAUUCACCUGGAAGCACGCUGCAUUUAAAGAACUUCCCCUCCCCCUGCACACGAUCUAGAGAAUGUCCACCCACUGUUUCAGAUGCCCAUGGCGUCCCCCCAAACCCUGCUCUUCUGCCUGCUGUUCCUGGUGGUCACUGAAGGCCGGGGUCAGCAGGCGGCCAUCCCGGGCUGCCACCUGCACCCCUUCAAUGUGACGGUGCGCAGCGACCGCCAAGGCACCUGCCAGGGCUCCCAUGUGGCACAGGCUUGCGUGGGCCACUGCGAGUCCAGCGCCUUCCCUUCCCGGUACUCAGUGCUGGUGGCCAGUGGCUACCGACACAACGUCACCUCCAUCUCUCAAUGCUGCACCAUCACUGGCCUGAGGAAGGUGAAGGUGCAGCUGCAGUGUGGGGGGGGCCGGAGGGAGGAGCUGGAGAUCUUCACGGCCAGAGCCUGCCAGUGUGACAUGUGUCGCCUCUCACGCUACUAG
Molecule: messenger RNA, 724 nt
Organism: Myotis lucifugus (little brown bat)
Lineage: Eukaryota; Metazoa; Chordata; Mammalia; Chiroptera; Vespertilionidae
Gene: GPHA2
Product: glycoprotein hormone alpha 2
Exons: 3
Coding region: 335-724 (129 amino acids)
Biological process (GO): cell surface receptor signaling pathway
Cellular component (GO): extracellular region
Molecular function (GO): hormone activity; hormone receptor binding
Source: RefSeq, a predicted model, not a curated record